GCGGCGGAGGCGGGCAGAAAGCAGGAGGAGGCGACCCGGAGGAGGAGGACGUCCCAGCAGUGCCCCCCGCGCAGCAGCCGGCGGCCAGCACCAGCACCAGCACCACCAACAGCAGCAGCAAUACCUGGGGCGGUCACGGUGCUCGGGGCGGUCGCGACCGGCGGGGCCGCAGCCGGCCGGUGGUGGUGUGUGUGGUGGGUGAACCCAACGUGGGGAAGAGCAGCACGCUGAAUGCGCUGCUGGGCGCCAAGCGGGUGGCGGUCAGCUCGCACCCGGGGCGCACCAAGCACUACCAGACACACGUGAUGUGCCCCAGUCUGAUGCUGUGCGACUGCCCUGGGCUGGUGUUUCCACGACUGGACGUCUCGCUGCACAUGCAGGUGCUGUACGGCAGCUACCCCAUCGCCCGCUGCCGCGACCCCUACGCCGUGGUCCGCUACCUGGCUGAGCGCGUGUGGCCGCGACUGCACGUCACUCUGGGGCUGCGACCCGUGCGCGACGAGGAGGAGGAGGAGGCGGAGGAGGAACGGUCACAGGAUCUUCGAGAGCGUGAGGGAGGGCCGCGGCGAGGGCCGAACCAGCAAGGCAAGGCCGCAGCCGCAGCUCCUGCCGAGUGGCGUGAUGAGGACUGGACUCCUGCUGCGCUGCUGGAGGCCAUGGCGGCCCGACACAACUGGCGCAGCAGGCGGGGUGGGCGGCUGGAUGUGUACCGCGCGGCCAACUGGAUUCUGAGGAGUGCGCUUGCGGGGCGGAAUGGGGUGAGCGUGGC
Messenger RNA from Astrephomene gubernaculifera, 769 nucleotides. Lineage: Eukaryota; Viridiplantae; Chlorophyta; Chlorophyceae; Chlamydomonadales; Astrephomenaceae. The record is from the annotation of a GenBank genome assembly.